GCUCUUCGAGAGGGACCCCUUUACUCUACUCUCGACAUUAUUCACUCCUCGAAGAAUAUACCACGAAGAUGAAGGACUAUGUGGAAGCUGAGACAAGGGACAUCGGAGAGGAUGAGAAGAAGACAGAGGAAGAGAGAAGAGAGAAGAAAGUUGAAAGAGGAAAUUGGAGUGGAAAGUUGGAUUUUUUUCUAGCUCUUUGUGGUUCUUCUGUUGGACUUGGUAAUGUGUGGAGAUUCCCCUAUUUGUGCUACAAGCAUGGAGGGGGUGCUUUUUUGAUCCCCUACCUCCUGAGCGUGUUCUGUGCGGGAAUCCCCCUCUUGGUGAUUGAGGUAGGGUUGGGGCAGUUCACCGGGCAAGGACCAGUAACGGCAUGGGGUAUGAUCAGCCCCCUUUUCAAAGGUAUUGGAUGUGCCGGUCUUGUCAUCCAAGUCUUCCUCAAUACCUAUUAUGUCGUCAUAAUGGCUUGGGGUCUAUAUUACCUACUAUUCUCCUUCAACGCCGUACUUCCGUACUCCACGUGCUCAAACGAUUGGAACACGGUUUGCUGCUUCGAUGGGAUGGACAACGGGGCAGUGGUCGACGUCGGAACAAACUACAACAUGACCGGAUUCAAUGACACGACCGCGAUGAUGACAUCGGCUUAUAAUCUGAGUGAAGAAUGUCCCAAUGCCACCACGUCACCGACUGUUGAGUUUUGGAAUCGUAAAGUUCUCCAGAUCCAUCGCUCCGAAGGUAUCCAUGAUGUUGUUGGAGUCAGCUGGCAGCUUUUCCUCUGUCUCACGCUGGCCUGGCUCCUUAUCUAUCUCUGUAUAUGCAAGGGAGUCAAAUCAUCCGGGAAGGUAGUGUAUGUGACAGUUCCAUUCCCGUACGUGCUCCUGACGAUUCUUCUCAUUCGUGCUGUGACAUUACCAAAUGCUGUAGAUGGGAUCAUCUUCUAUCUUAAACCUGAUACAUCUAAGCUGAAAGACAGUCAGGUAUGGCUCGAUGCUGCUACUCAAAUCUUUUAUUCCAAUACCUUAGGACAAGGAUUCUUGGUUGCACUGGGAAGCUACAACAAGAGAAAUCACAAUUUUGUCAGGGAUACCCUACUCUAUUCCUUGACAAAUUGUGCAACCAGCUUGUACUCUGGAUUCGUUAUCUUCGCAGUACUUGGAUUUAUGGCGGGAAAGCAAGGAAAAGCAGUUGGCGAGGUCGCAAAGUCAGGUCCAGGUUUAGGGUUCAUUGUCUACCCAGAAGCCAUCACUGAGAUGCCUCUAUCUACUCUCUGGGCGAUUCUAUUUUUCUUAUGCCUACUCUUCCUCGGUAUAGACAGCGUAUUUGUGGUCGUUGAGGGCUUGGUGACGACGAUCGUAGAUAUCUUCCCUAAGACUCUGAUGAAAGGCAACAGAAGAGAGUUCUUCUGUGCAGGUUGCUGUCUAUUCUUCUGUAUGGCCGGAAUACCCAUGGUCACCUACGGUGGUAUGUUCAUAUUUCAACUGUUUGACUUCUACGCAUCGAGUGGGUUUGUUCUUCUGUGGAUAGCUCUCUGUGAGAGCCUCGUCAUAGGAUGGGUAUAUGGUGGCAAACGGUACAUGCAAGAUAUCAUCAACAUGAUAGGUAGAGGGUGGAUCAAACCCUACAUGAUUGCUGCCUGGAUGUUAAUAACACCUCUGUUUUCUGGGACCAUCUUCGUGUUUAGUAUAGUCUACUACAAGCCGCUAACCUACGAAAAUGAUUAUGUAUACCCCUGGUGGGGGUACAUGAUGGGGUGGACCAUGGCCCUCUCGUCCAUGGUAACCAUACCCAUCCUAUUCAUCUACCAGUUCGUCUUCAAGAGCAAGGGAUCACUCCUGGAGCGAUGGAUCGACGGGACAACAUCACGAGUACCAGAAAGUCAAGAAAAUGGACCGAUGGACAAGAAAGACCAAUCCUAUCAUGAAGUAGAAUUACGAUGAUUCGCUCAUGACCUCACAGACAACAACAUUGGAUGAUAUAUUAUUAUUUCUCCAAGAAAUAAAAUAAUUGCUCAAGCCAAAACAUACUGAACUGAAUUAGAAGGAAUGUUAGCUCAUAGUUUAUGGUUAUGAUUAUUAUUAUUAUCAUUAGUAUUAAUACUAUCAUUGUUGUUAUUACUUUUAUUACUAUUAUUCUUAUGAUCAGUUUGAAUUACGUGUAUAACAUUGAUGUGAGCUGCGCUUAAUAUAUAGAUCUAAACAAGCAUCAAUCUAUUAACUUUAGGAAUUAAGCACGACAUGUAAAAACUGUAUGUAUACAUAAUCAUGUCUUUGAUACAGGACCAAGAUGAAAAAAGUGUCCUGAUCUUCUUGUCCUGUUUUGAUAUAUUUGACAAAAAUAAAAUGAAAUUAAAUGUACAGGUAGAUAUAAAUAUCAAGUGAGAUUCAAGAU
Lytechinus variegatus (green sea urchin) is the source of this 2385-nucleotide messenger RNA. RefSeq names its product sodium- and chloride-dependent betaine transporter-like. Gene Ontology annotation, cellular component: membrane. The transcript is spliced from 13 exons. Bases 69 to 1934 code for a protein of 621 amino acids. The record is from RefSeq and is a predicted model, not a curated record. Gene Ontology annotation, biological process: sodium ion transmembrane transport. NCBI's taxonomy places the organism in Eukaryota, Metazoa, Echinodermata, Echinoidea, Temnopleuroida, Toxopneustidae.